Crotalus tigris (Tiger rattlesnake) is the source of this 859-nucleotide messenger RNA. Its product is annotated as phospholipase A and acyltransferase 3-like. Bases 139 to 609 code for a protein of 156 amino acids. Gene Ontology annotation, molecular function: glycerophospholipid phospholipase A1 activity; A2-type glycerophospholipase activity. Lineage: Eukaryota; Metazoa; Chordata; Lepidosauria; Squamata; Viperidae. The record is from RefSeq and is a predicted model, not a curated record. Gene Ontology annotation, biological process: N-acylphosphatidylethanolamine metabolic process. The transcript has 4 exons. Gene Ontology annotation, cellular component: cytoplasm.
UUUAUUGCCAUCCGACAGGAUCCCCCCAAACAGAUCCUGCUCGGGACCUUUUCAAAGCUCCCAGCUUCUCCUCCGUCACUUAGACGUUUUCUUACUCCAGAUUCCCGGGAAGGAGAAAAAACACAGCUGGCAUAAAUAAUGACCAACCAAGUAUCCUGGGGAGGCGAAGUGGACCUGAAGCCGGGGGACUUGAUUGAGAUCUUCCGGACGGGAUACCAGCACUGGGCCGUCUAUGUGGGUUUGGGCAUGGUUGUCCAUCUGACUUCAGCAGAUAAAUGUGCUGAAGCUAGAGCUGAAGCUGGUAGCAUGAAGUCUCUCUGGGCCAAGAAAGCAAUGGUGAAGAGAGAGCCACUGUCCGAUGUGGUAGGAAAAAAUAAAUACCGUGUUAGCAACAAGCAUGACGCCACCUAUGAUGUCCGAACCCCAGAUCAGAUUGUCUCUAUGGCUGAGAAGCUGGAGGGCCAAAUAUUGGACUAUGAACUCACCACCCAGAAUUGUGAGCAUUUUGCCAACAACCUGCGCUAUGAUGUAGCUCGCAGUGAUCAGAUCAGAUAUGUGCUCUGGUUACCAAUGGCAAAACAUUUGGCACUCCUGCUAUUGAAGAUCUAGCAAGGAGAACGUCUGGAGCAACUAUGACUUGGAUGAUUGAGAAUCUCCAUAGACAUUUGGCUUCAACUAACAGUCCUGAAGAAUUCACUUUCUCUAAUAUGUUUUUGCCUCCUCCCUCUCUCUUUGCCUCUCUUUCUCUCUGCCUUCUUUUCUUUUCCCUUGAGAUAGCAGUUGGUCAAAAGCCUAUGCUUGAUGCUCUCCUCUCCACGCCCAGUUUCAACUUCCAAAUAAAAGUUUACCUUCCAAUGAA